Molecule: messenger RNA, 825 nt
Organism: Rotaria socialis
Lineage: Eukaryota; Metazoa; Rotifera; Eurotatoria; Philodinida; Philodinidae
Source: the annotation of a GenBank genome assembly
AUGGCUGAUCGCAAAUUGUUCAUUGGAAAUCUUGUACGUCGCAUUACUCAAGAGGACUUAUGGGUUAUGUAUUCAACAUUUGGACCAUUAGAAGAGUGUGCUAAAUUUCAUGAAUCGUUUGGUUUUGUUCGUUUCUUACACCCUGAAGAUGCUCAAAAAGCAUUAAAAGCUACUCAUGGCAUAACACUUAAAGGACGAUGUAUCAAAGUCGAAUUUGCCGCUACUACAACUUCAUGGCGAUCAGCUAGUAAUUCAAGUUGUAAUGAAUGUCGUUCAUCAGCUCGUUACAAUAUUCCACCUAUUCGAGCUACUGAUUUAGCACCCCAGCGAGGAAAUCACCAACGAAUAGUUAAUAUUUCCUCGUCACCCGUGUCGCCAACGCCACCACCAACCAUAGGUUCUAUUGGUCAUCGUCAAAAAAAUCAUUCAAAAUCAAUUAAUUCAGAACUGAACUCUUCGAUAACAAAUUCUAUUGAUAUCCGUCAGUCUCAUAAAUCUUUUUCGUCACCAUCAUCUUCUUAUGCAGCUUCAUCAAGUCAUGUUACUGAGAUCGACGAUUAUGAUUGUGACCUUGAUAGUGGAUAUAAUGAUGAACAUGAUUCACCAUUAUUAUCAUCAUCAGUGGUACAUUUAAUUCCAACAUCUCCAUGGUACGAUAUGCCUAUUGCUGAUGAAAUGUUUAUUUGGGAUUUCCAAUUGUAUCCUGAUAUUGCUCGUGAACUUCCAUCGAUCAAAACAGAUAAUUCAUCUUUCGAAUCAACCGAUGAUGAUACAUUGAUGCCAAUGGACUAUUUUACUAAAUUAAAUAUUGAAGAGUACUUGUAA